CACAUGUUCAAUCAAUUUUGUGCAUUUAUCAGACAAUGCGCACUUCAGUUUAUACCAGAGUGUACGUAAAAAACAAAUCAUUGAAUGCGCAAAAACAAAAUAAAAAAAAACAUCAUCGAUAUACAAAAUCGCACUUUUUUGUCCAUAUACCUGAAUUGUAAAGUUAAAGCCUUUGAUUCAGUCAUUUGAUUUCGGAAGUGUUGCUUAAUAUAACAAGGUUCUACUUCACUGCCAAAGGAGGAUUAUCAUAUUGGGCCAAGGAAUCCAUUUAGACGUCUCUGAGAGGAAAUUUGAGACAUUUCUGCAAUAUAAUGGAGUUUAAUUACUCAGUCAUGGAGCAGAGUCUCAAACCGGAGCCCCUUCCCAGAGAGAACAGCAUAGUUGACCUGUUGGUGGAUGAGGGUCAUCUGGAGUUGAACCCCAAGCUGGUGAAGAGCGAGGCUGCCCUGAUUGAGCAGGCAGAGAGUCUGCUGAAGGUCUUGGCCGAGAAAGGAGAUGAGCUGGCGCCAUUUAGACUGGGGCAGUUGUUCUACGAAGAGCGCCUGUACGACUCAGCCUUUGUGGAGUUCAACAGACUGAGAGAAAAAGAUGCGCAGGCCAAGUACCAGCUGGCCGUGAUGUACUACGAUGGGAUGGGAGUGAGCGAGAGAAAUCAGGGACUGGCACUGAAACUGAUGAAGGAAGUGGCAUGUUCCAAGGACACCAGGGCCGCACAUUUAGUCCACUCUGCUUGCUUUAACAUCGCAAUGGCAUUUAUGCAAGGUGCUGGCACCCCUCAGUCGUAUGAAGAUGCGGAGAUGUGGCUGCUAAUUGCGGCAGACGAUGGGAACCCGAGUGCCUCCAUCAGAGCUCAGACCACACUUGGGUUAUUCUACUGUCAGAGCGAGUUCAUCGACUACAAAAAGGCAUUUUUCUGGCACAACGAGGCUUGUGGAAAUGGGAGCUUAGAAUCACAAGGUUGUCUAGGCUGGUUUUACUACCUGGGCAAGGGGGUGAAGAAGGACGUAGACGCAGCAUACGAGUGCUGGAAGGAGGCGGCCGAGAGGGGCAAUGUACACGCCAUGGGCUGUCUCGUCAUGUUCUACUACAACAGGAAACUCUACAACAAAGCAGCACAACUCUCACACAGCCUGACAGUUUUGGAUGACCUUGAGGGACUGAGUGAGCAGAGCGGGUGUCUGCAUCACUUCAUCCUGCAGGCAGUCUGCAGGGCUUCCUUCAUUUAUGGCAGGUGCCUUGAGAGGGGAGUGGGGGUACAGAGGGACACUGACACUGCCAAACAGUAUUACUCAAUGGCUGUCUGGUAUGACCCUCAACUGGCUGCUCAGCUGCAGAAAGAAGUGCAGCAUGGACUCCUCUGAGCAACAAACGCCCCACAGUUUUUAUACAAAAUUUUCGUUUCUAUUUUUGAAUGUAGAUGAAAAUAUAUUCUAAUCAAAUCGUAAAAUGCCUUCAAAAUUACGUUUAUUAAUUUUUUUUUGUUGAAUAAGAAAACUAAAUUUACUCUGUUGCUAAUUCGGCACUAGUUUAAAAAAUGUUCGAAUUCCACUGGUAUAAUACUAAACUGAUUAACUAGUGAUAAAAGAAUAAAAAGAGAAUUAAAUUAAAACUGUUUAUUUUCUCUUU
Molecule: messenger RNA, 1626 nt
Organism: Symsagittifera roscoffensis
Lineage: Eukaryota; Metazoa; Xenacoelomorpha; Acoela; Convolutidae
Product: LRP2-binding protein-like
Exons: 7
Coding region: 312-1361 (349 amino acids)
Molecular function (GO): protein binding
Source: RefSeq, a predicted model, not a curated record